AGCCGAGACCCCUGGGAUCUCCUCCCGCGCGCUCUACGCAGCCAACCCUACCAGUUUUCAGCCGAUGCCUCCGCCGCCGCCCCGGCUGCUGCUGGUGCUGCUGUUUCUCCUGUCACUGGUAAGCUGCGUCCCCGCACAGCACCCGGCCCCCGGCCUGGCGUUGCUAUCCCCUGAUCUCGCGGGGAUUGCAGGGGUCCCCGCCGAGGAGACCAUAGUGCUGGUGAACCGUGGGCUCCGCGUACCCUUCGGCCGUGAGGUCUGGCUGGAUCCACUGCACGACCUGGUGCUGCAGGUGCAGCCGGGGGACCGCUGCGCGGUGACCGUGCUAGACAACGAUGCGCUGGCCCAGCGGCCCGGCCGCCUGAGUCCCAAGCGCUUCCCGUGCGACUUCGGCCCUGGAGAGGUGCGCUACUCGCACCUGGGCGCGCGCAGCCCGUCGCGGGAUCGCGUCCGGCUGCAGCUGCGCUAUGACGCGCCCGGAGGGGCGGCAGUGCUACCCUUGGUGCUUGAGGUGGAGGUGGUCUUCACCCAGCUGGAGGUUGUGACUCGGAACUUGCCCCUGGUCGUGGAGGAGCUGCUGGGAACCAGCAAUGCCCUGGAUGCGCGGAGCCUGGAGUUCGCCUACCAGGCCGAGACGGAGGAGUGUCGCGUGGGCAUCCUGUCGGGCUUGGGCGCGCUGCCUCGCUAUGGGGAACUCCUCCAUUACCCACAGGUCCCGGCACGAGCCAGCGAGGGGGGCGCCCAGGAGCCUCUCCUGAUGGCGUGCAAAGCUUUCCAGGAGCUAGGCGUGCGCUACCGCCACACAGCCCCCAGCCGUUCACCAAACAGGGACUGGGUGCCCAUGGUGGUGGAGUUGCGCUCACGAGGAUCUCCUGUGGGCAGCCCUGCUUUGAAACGUGAGCACUUCCAGGUGCUGGUGAGAAUUCGAGGAGGGGCCGAGAACACCGCACCUAAGCCCAGUUUUGUGGCCAUGAUGAUGAUGGAGGUGGACCAGUUCGUACUGACCGCCCUGACCCCAGAUAUGCUGGCAGCUGAGGACGCUGAGUCUACCUCUGACCUGUUGAUCUUCAAUCUCACCUCUCCAUUCCAGCCUGGUCAGGGCUACUUGGUGAGCACUGAUGAUCGCAGCCUGCCCCUCUCUUCCUUCACUCAGAGGGAUCUGCGCCUCCUGAAAAUUGCCUACCAGCCUCCCUCUGAGGACUCAGACCAGGAGCGUCUCUUUGAGCUGGAGCUGGAGGUAGUGGACCCAGAAGGAGCAGCCUCAGAUCCUUUUGCCUUCAUGGUAGUGGUGAAGCCCAUGAACACACUGGCUCCGGUGGUCACCCGGAAUACUGGUCUCAUUCUCUAUGAGGGCCAGUCUCGGCCCCUCACAGGCCCUGCGGGAAGUGGACCACAAAACUUAGUCAUCAGCGAUGAGGACGACCUAGAGGCAGUGCAGCUGGAGGUGGUGGCUGGGCUACAGCAUGGUCACCUUGUCUUUCUGGGUGCCUCCAGUGGCAGCUCCGCUCCUAAGACCUUUACAGUAGCUGAGCUAGCAGCUGGCCAGGUGGUCUACCAUCACGAUGACAAAGAUGGCUCAUUGAGUGACAACCUCGUGCUUCGAAUGGUGGACGGAGAUCGCAGGCACCAGGUGCAGUUCCUGUUUCCUAUCACCUUGGUGCCUGUGGAUGACCAGCCGCCAGUCCUCAAUGCCAACAUGGGGCUGACACUGGCAGAGGGUGAAACAGUGCCCAUCCUGCCCCUCGCUCUAAGUGCGACUGACAUGGACUCAGAUGACUCUCUACUGCUUUUUGUGCUGGAGUCGCCCUCCUCAACUACAGGGCAUCUGCUUCUCCGCCAAGUCCAUCCUCCCCGUGAGGAGGAGGAGCUUAUCAGGGGCCCUUGGAGGAAACAGGGAGAAUUCUAUGAGAAAACAGUGACAGAGUGGCGGCAGCAGGACAUAGUGGAGGGGAGGCUGUUCUACAGGCACUCUGGGCCCCAUAGUCCGGGCCCAGUGAUGGACCAGUUCACAUUUCGAGUCCAGGAUAACCAUGACCCCCCUAAUCAGUCUGAGCUACAGAGGUUUGUGAUUCGCAUUCAUCCGGUGGAUCGCCUCCCUCCAGAGUUGGGCAGCGGCUGUCCCCUUCGGAUGGUGGUACAGGAAUCCCAGCUCACACCGUUGAGGAAGAAGUGGCUGCGCUACACUGACCUGGACACAGAUGACCGAGAACUACGUUACGCGGUGACUCAGCCCCCAAUGGACACAGAUGAAAACCACUCACCAGCCCCAUUGGGCACCUUGGUCCUGACUGACAACCCUUCAGUUGCGGUAGCCCAUUUUACACAGGCCCAGAUCAACCACCAUAAAAUUGCUUACAGACCUCCAGAUCAAGAACUAGGAGUGGCAGCCCGAGUGGCCCAGUUCCAAUUCCAGGUAGAGGACCGAGCUGGGAAUGUGGCUUCAGGCACCUUCACCCUUUACUUGCAGCCAGUGGACAACCAGCCACCUGAGAUUCUGAACACUGGCUUCACUGUUCGGGAGAAGGGCCACCAUAUCCUGAGUGAGACUGAGUUGCAUGUGAAUGAUGUAGACACUGAUGUAGCCCACAUCUCUUUCACUCUCACACAGGUACCCAAACAUGGCCACAUAAGGGUGUCUGGGCAAAUACUGCAUGUAGGUGGGAUUUUCCACUUGGAGGACAUAAAACAGGGUAGGAUUUCCUAUGCCCAUAGUGGGGAUGAGUCUCUGACUGAUAGCUGCUCCUUGGAGGUCAGCGACAGACACCAUGUGGUGCCCAUCACUCUCAGGGUGAAUGUCCGGCCAGUGGAUGAUGAGAUGCCCAUGCAUCGCCUUCCUGCUGGUACUCUAGGGUCAUAUCUAGAUGUUUUAGAAAAUGGGGCUACUGAAAUCACUGCCAAUGUCAUCAAGGGGACUGAUGAGGACACUGAUGACUUGAUGUUGACUUUCCUCUUAGAAGAUCCACCCUUAUAUGGAGAAAUCCUGGUCAAUGGAGUUCCAGCAGAGCAGUUUACCCAAAGGGACAUCUUGGAGGGCUCUGUCGUCUAUGCCCACACUAGUGGUGAGAUAGGCCUAUUGCCCAAAGAGGACUCUUUCAACCUGAGUCUGUCGGAUAUGUCUCAAGAAUGGAGAAUACGUGGUAAUACUAUCCAAGGAGUUACUGUGUGGGUGACCAUCCUCCCUGUUGACAGCCAGGCCCCAGAAAUUUCUCUAGGUGAACGGUUUAUAGUAAUGGAAGGUGAUAAAAGUGUUAUAACUUCAAUGCAUAUAAGUGCUAAAGAUAUUGAUUCCCUAAAUGAUGACAUCUUGUGCAUUAUAGUUAUUCAGCCUACCUCAGGUUAUGUUGAAAACAUUUCUCCAGCCCCGGGCUCUGAAAAAUCAAGAGCGGGAAUUGCCAUAAGUGCCUUCACUCUGAAAGAUCUCAGGCAGGGUCAUAUUAACUAUGUCCAGAGUGUUCACAAAGGGGUGGAACCUGUGGAAGACCGAUUUAUCUUUCGUUGUUCUGAUGGCAUUAAUUUUUCAGAGAGACAUUUUUUCCCCGUUAUAAUCAUUCCUACCAAUGAUGAACAGCCAGAAAUAUUUAUGAGGGAAUUUAUGGUGAUGGAAGGCAUGAGUCUGGUGAUCGAUACACCCAUCCUCAAUGCUGCUGAUGCUGACAUUCCUCCAGAUGACUUAACUUUCACUAUUACCCAAUUUCCUACUCAUGGUCACAUCAUGAACCAGCUGAUAAAUGGAACGGUUUUGGUUGAAAGCUUCACCUUGGACCAGAUCAUAGAGAGUUCCAGCAUUAUUUACGAGCAUGAUGACUCUGAGACCCAGGAAGACAGUUUUAUGAUUAAACUAACAGAUGGUAAGCACUCUGUGGAAAAGAUGGUCCUCAUUAUUGUUAUCCCUGUUGAUGAUGAGACCCCCAGAAUGACCAUCAAUAAUGGACUAGAAAUAGAAAUUGGGGAAACCAAAAUUAUCAACAACAAAAUAUUAAUGGCAAGUGAUUUAGAUUCUGAAGACAAAUCCCUGGUUUAUAUUAUUCGUUAUGGGCCAGGACAUGGCUUAUUACAGAGACAAAAGCUUACAGGUGCGUUUGAAAACAUCACACUGGGCAUGAAUUUUACCCAGGAUGAAGUGGACAGAAACUUAAUUCAGUAUGUCCAUUUUGGGCAAGAGGGCAUUCGAGACCUAAUUAAAUUUGAUGUGACUGAUGGAAUAAAUGCCCUCAUAGAUCGCUACUUUUAUGUGUCUAUUGGGAGCAUUGACAUUGUCUUCCCUGAUGUGAUAAGUAAGGGAGUGUCCUUGAAAGAAGGUGGUAAAGUCACCCUCACAACAGACCUACUAAGCACUAGUGAUUUGAACAGUCCUGAUGAAAACUUAGUUUUUACCAUCACCAGAGCUCCCGUGAGAGGUCACUUAGAAUGCACAGAUCAACUCGGAGUGUCCAUCACAUCUUUCACUCAGCUCCAACUGGCUGGCAACAAAAUCUACUACAUCCACACAGCUGAAGAUGAGGUCAAGAUGGACAGUUUUGAGUUUCAAGUCACCGAUGGACGAAACCCUGUCUUCCGGACAUUCCGUAUCUCCAUUAGUGAUGUGGACAACAAAAAGCCAGUGGUCACCAUCCAUAACCUGGUUGUCAGCGAAGGUGAAAACAAGCUGAUCACUCCCUUUGAACUCACUGUCGAAGACAGAGAUACUCCUGACAAACUCCUGAAAUUCACUGUCACCCAGGUGCCUGUUCACGGUCAACUGCUAUUCAACAACACCAGACCUGCCGUGGUUUUUACCAAGCAAGACUUGAAUGAAAACUUAAUCAGCUACAGACAUGAUGGCACUGAGUCAAGUGAAGACAGCUUCUCCUUCACAGUGACUGAUGGUUCCCAUACAGAGUUCUACGUUUUUCCUGACACAGUAUUUGAAACAAGAAGACCCCAAAUGAUGAAGAUCCAGGUCUUAGCUGUUGACAAUAGUGUCCCCCAAAUUGCAGUGAACAAAGGGGCCUCUACACUUCGUACUCUGGUCACUGGCCACUUGGGGUUCAUGAUCACAAGCAAAAUAUUGAAAGUGGAGGACAGAGACAGCUUACGUUUUUCUCUUAGGUUUAUUGUGACAGAGGCCCCUCAACAUGGAUACCUCAUCAACCUGGGCAAAGGCAACCACAGUGUCACUCAGUUUACACAAGCUGACAUUGAUGACAUGAAAAUAUGCUAUGUUUUAAGAGAAGGGGCUAAUGCCACCAGUGAUGUGUUCCAUUUUACGGUUCAAGAUGGUGGUGGAAACAAGUUAACCAAGCAGCAUUUUCGUCUGAAUUGGGCAUGGAUCUCCUUUGAAAAGGAAUAUUACCUGAUCAACGAGGACUCCAAAUUUCUAGAUGUCGUUCUGAAACGUAGAGGCUACUUGGGAGAGACGUCAUUUAUAAGUAUUGGCACAAGAGAUGGGACUGCAGAAAAAGACAAAGACUUCAAGGGCAAAGCACAGAAACAAGUACAGUUCAACCCAGGCCAGACCAGGGCCACAUGGAGAGUACGGAUCAUGAGUGACGGGGAGCAUGAGCAGUCUGAGACCUUCCAGGUGGUUCUCUCAGAGCCUGUGCUGGCUGCCCUGGAAUUCCCUGCAGUGACUACAGUGGAGAUCGUUGACCCAGGAGAUGAAUCAACUGUAUUUAUUCCCCAGUCUGAAUACUCCAUUGAAGAAGAUGUUGGUGAACUGUUCAUUCCCAUCAGGAGGAGUGGAGACGUGAGCCAGGAGUUGAUGGUGAUCUGUUAUACGCAACAAGGAACGGCGAGUGGAACUGUGCCAACAUCCGUGCUGUCCUAUUCUGAUUACAUAUCCAGGCCUGAGGACCACACCAGUGUUGUCCGCUUUGACAAAGAUGAGCGGGAGAAAAUGUGCCGGGUUGUUGUUAUUGACGACUCCUUGUAUGAAGAGGAGGAGACAUUCCAUGUCCUUCUGAGCAUGCCUAUGGGUGGGAGAAUUGGAUCAGAGUUCCCAGGAGCUCGGGUUACAAUCAUCCCUGACAAAGACGAUGAACCAGUCUUCUACUUUGGUGAUGUCGAGUACUCUGUGGAUGAGAGUGCCGGCUAUGUGGAAGUGCGGGUAUGGAGAACGGGCACUGACCUGUCCAGGUCUUCCAGUGUAACCGUGAGAUCUCGGAAAACAGAUCCUCCCUCUGCCGAUGACACAAAUGGAGAUGUCAACACUAGGUAUGUGCCCCAUGGUCUGUAA
Messenger RNA from Ceratotherium simum simum (southern white rhinoceros), 6214 nucleotides. The record is from RefSeq and is a predicted model, not a curated record. Lineage: Eukaryota; Metazoa; Chordata; Mammalia; Perissodactyla; Rhinocerotidae.